AUGGCUGUUCGACUUCCAAGGCAGGACGACGUUUUCAUCGAAGGCUUUCUCAACGAUAUCCUCGUCAGUGCCGGUGGCCCCGAUGAUCUUGAUGUUUCGGUCAUCGAUUACCUUGGUAGUCUAGGAUCCAAGAUCAUCUAUGCCGGCACUGACGGACCUGAUACCUGCGGUAGUUCAACAUUAACUCCAUGCCCCCUUUUCGCAACAAAAGUUGGGAACAAACUCUCCGUGAGCAAAGUUCAGUUGCUCUACCCCGAUACCUACAGGACUUUCGUGACUGGCACGUACGAGUCGAAUGGCACCUACAAGUCUUUCACUCAAGCCGAAAUAAACUCGGGGUAUCCCUUGAUCCCUGUCCCUUCAAGGCUCUACAGCAUUGAGGACAGAAGGCCCUUGGCAGGCCAGCGCGUCGGUGUCAAAGACAUCUACGAUCUGGAGGGCAUCCAGACUACUGCCGGCAGUCAGUCAUACGUCGCAGUCAAUGGCAUCGCUAGAAAGACUGCGCCGGCUCUCCAGCGGAUCAUCGAUCUUGGUGGAGUUGUCGUCGGCAAGCAAAAGACGGCACAAUUCGCUUCCCCUGCGUACCCCUGGAACUGGAACGACGAGUACUACCCCAGAAAUCCACGAGGCGACGCGUUUUUGAGCUGUUCAGGCUCCUCCUCCGGUGCGGGCUGCUCUAUUGCCGCCUAUGACUGGCUCGACUUCGCCAUCGGAACCGAUACUGGUAUGUCAGUCCGGCAGCCAGCCGCAUUUUCCGGAACCUACGGCAACAGGCCCUCGCAGGGUAUGAUUCUCAUGGACAAUAUUGUAACUAAUGCGUACAACACCGAUACUGCGGGAGUCAUUGCUCGCGACCCUGCGAAGUGGGCUUACUUUGCCAAGGCGUGGUACGAUCCGUCACUCCAUGAGCAAACGUCUCUAAAUGGCCUACCGGCUCUGUCAUUGCCCGACGAUCGUACGUUUCCAAAGCGUAUCCUGUAUCCGUUGGAUCAUCUCCCGCUGCAGAAUCCAGCCGCCGAGGCCAUAUUGCAGAAGUUUUUGGUUGAUGCAUCGACAACGCUGGGUGCUACUAUAGAAAACAUCGACCUGAGCGCGGCUAUCGAGGAUGUUGCCGGCCGACCCCUCUUGGAGGUUUUGGAUGAUCUAUUUGUCCUUUGGACACACGAUUUGAUCAAAGAGACCGCCAAGCCUUUACUGGCCAAGCACGCUCCAGUCUUCCCCCCACUCGAUGAACCCUACCGCCAGAUCUUCCAUUCUUUGUCCGUCAAUAAUGAAGUGUAUCAGGCGGCCAUGACAAACCGGACCCGUGAUGCAGCAGCCUGGCAUGAAAAGGUUCUCUUCUCCACCAAAGACUCCUGUUCAGAGAGCAUCCUCAUCUACGACAUCGGGACUGGCGGGAUGCCGUCAUUCAGGGAGCGAGACCUCAAUAAUAUGCCGGGCGCAGCGCUGCCAGCAGAGCCCACAGGCCCUGGUGCAGCCUCGGUGGUCUCUUCAUACUUUGGCGACGUUGACUAUACCAUUCCCCUUGGACAGGUUUCCUACUUUAGUAAUAUCACAUACCAGGUAGAGACCAUGCCAGUGACAGUUAACAUUGUAGCAAAAAGAGGUUGCGACUUUGUCUUGUUCAAUAUGGUUAAUGAGUUAGCGCACCGCGGCAUUUUGCAGACUGUGUUGACAGGACAGACUGCCUUUGACAGUUAG
Molecule: messenger RNA, 1701 nt
Organism: Colletotrichum navitas
Lineage: Eukaryota; Fungi; Ascomycota; Sordariomycetes; Glomerellales; Glomerellaceae
Product: amidase
Exons: 2
Coding region: 1-1701 (566 amino acids)
Source: RefSeq, a predicted model, not a curated record